Molecule: messenger RNA, 946 nt
Organism: Nothoprocta perdicaria
Lineage: Eukaryota; Metazoa; Chordata; Aves; Tinamiformes; Tinamidae
Product: homeobox protein engrailed-1-like
Exons: 3
Coding region: 1-588 (195 amino acids)
Biological process (GO): neuron differentiation; regulation of transcription by RNA polymerase II; multicellular organism development
Cellular component (GO): nucleus
Molecular function (GO): RNA polymerase II cis-regulatory region sequence-specific DNA binding; DNA-binding transcription factor activity, RNA polymerase II-specific
Source: RefSeq, a predicted model, not a curated record
AUGGCGAGGACCCGGGGCCGUGACUCAGGGCUCACGCGGGAACUCCUCUCCGAUCGCAACCUCCRAGUAAACAACCGGGGAAUUGCAGGCCCCGCCGCCCGCGCGCCCGACGGCGACACUCACGCGCCCAAGUACGGCGAGCACGGCAGCCCCGCCAUCCUCCUCAUGGGCUCCAACGCCGCCGCGCCCGGGAUAAAGCCCGACUCGCAGCAGCCGCUCGUGUGGCCCGCCUGGGUCUACUGCACGCGCUACUCGGACAGACCGUCCUCGGGCCCGCGCACCAGGAAGCUGAAGAAGAAGAAGAGCGAGAAGGAGGACAAGCGGCCGCGCACCGCCUUCACGGCCGAGCAGCUGCAGCGGCUCAAGGCGGAGUUUCAGGCCAACCGGUACAUCACGGAGCAGCGGCGGCAGAGCCUGGCGCAGGAGCUCAGCCUCAACGAGUCGCAGAUCAAGAUCUGGUUCCAGAACAAGCGCGCCAAGAUCAAGAAGGCGACGGGCAUCAAGAACGGGCUGGCGCUGCACCUCAUGGCCCAGGGACUCUACAACCACUCCACGACCACGGUGCAGGACAAAGAGGAGAGCGAGUAGGCGCCCCGCGGAGCCCUGCGCGCACAGGUGCUAUUUAAAACCAGAUCUAUUGUCUAUCCAUAGUAUAAGGACUCCACUUAAAAAAAUUAAUAAUAAUAAUAUGAACACUUACAAAAAAAAAUCUCUAUAUAGCCAAACAGCAUAUGACCUUGUAUAUAUUUAAUUUCAGGUAAGGAAUAUGUGUAGCGAUCUCUAUUUGCUGGACAGUUUCUCUCUGCCCUUCUCUCUUCUCGUCUCUUUUGUUUGUUCGUUUGUUUUGUUUGCUUUCCUUUCCCUUUCGAUGUUCGUUGCUCUUGCUUUACAGUAAAUGUCACUUUCCUGAUCUUUCGUUUGAUUUUUAUUUUUGUGUGUGUGUGAA